AGGGCAGUAAAAUCAAGAACCGCCCCGGGGAUCAUGAACUCUAGCUACUCCACCCACGUCCAUUUCUCACAAACCAGUUCAAAGUUCAAAAGUAACAACACAAAACAUCAUGGCGGCAUAUUUGAGAAAGGUAUGAAAACUCAUUGGACUGUUAAUUUUUGUAAGAUGAUGCAUUUUGUUAAAUUUUUUAAAGUAUAAGCAAAUUCUGUAACUAAUAUAAUCCUAAUUGGUAAUCCCUUUUUUAAUUUUAAAAAAUUGUGGCUUAAUUUGGUGAAAUCAAUCUAGGUUAUGGGAUGGUUUUACUUAGACCAUUCACUAUUCAACUACUAGUGUCACUAGGAUUCUAAAGUAGAGGAGACUAAUAAUAAAUAGAAUGAGUACAUCUGACUGAGUUUUAUCAUUAGCAUGAUUAAUAUUAUAAUAAAAUAGCGGUAAAGUUAUUGAUUUCAUUUCUCAAGGCAUUAUUAUUAUUUAAUAUUAGUAAUUAGAGAGUGUUCAGAGUAGACACCUAUAACUAUAAUAAGAAAAAGAUGUAAAUUUUGGACUUUGACUUUGGACUUUAGAUUUAGAUUUCAUUUAGAUUUUUAGUUUUAGUACUUGUUCAAAUUACAUACAAAGUAAAUUUAAUUAAAAUUUCCUUACUUUGUAAACUGUAGUCUAGUCUAGUACAGCUCUAUUCACUUAAUUAAGUCUAAGUGGAUAUUUAGGCUUAGGGCCGGCUGCUUAACUUAGGUAUAGUAUAAAUUAUAAAUUAAACUAUUAUGAUUCAUUCAUUAAUUAUUAAUUCCCGAGUGUCUCACUCACUAAGUCACUAUGACUAUCUAAUCUUAAACUUAAGUUUUGAGUAAUGAUUUAGCCUGCCAAGCACUGCUGACAGUAUUCUAUUCCAGCAUUCAGCAUAACAUGAAUAUUUAUGGUUAAAAAAAUAGAAAAUACGUAGUGUCUACACGUCCGGUGCGCGGACAAAUAGUGCGCAAGAUAUACGUCCGGCGGCAUGUCACGUGAACGCCGGACGGCUAGUAGUUUUUAUAAUUCCGAACGAAGUGCGGUUUGGUAGAUAUUGUGUAGUCUACUGGUAAAGUGGUUCGCUUGACGUUAAUAUGAAUUGAGGAUCAAUACCGGGGAUAAGUUCGUUUUUUUUUCUUCCCAUUUUAAUUAAAAAUAUUUUAUACUAUAUUUAUAUUAUCAUGUUCAUCAGUAACAGUAGUUUCAUGAGAAGGUUUUAAAUAUUUUGUAGCAAUUUAAACAAUUUAAAAUGAAAUCUUUUACUUUUAUUGGUUGCCUACUCCAUACUGGCCCCUAAUUUAUUUUAUGGAUUACUGGUACACAAACUCAAAUAACAAACUAAACAAAAAUGUUUACAAGCCACUUUCACUUAAGUUUUUUUCUAUUAUUUGCAUUCAAGAUACUCAGUACAUUACUUGGUAGAGAAAUAGAUUUUAAAAUUAAUAAUAGUUUUGAAUCAUUCACAGUCAACGUCACACGGCUGCCCGACAAGAUAUCUCUCGCCGCUUAGUUACGGCGGACUUGGUCGCCGGACAAAUAGUGCGGGAGAUAUACGUCCGGCGCGCCGGACGUGUAGACACUGCCUAGAAAAUAUUAUAAAAUUUAAAGCAUCCAUGUCGUUGGUCUUGUGAAAUUUAUCUGCCGGUCAGCCAAACUUUACUGUACACUGUACUUAGACUAUUAGUAAUUGGGACCUGAGAGACCUUAAUAAUUUUUAUAAACUAAAUCUGAUUUAGAAGAAUUUAUAAGCCUUAGUGUUACUUUGUGGUCAUACGCUUAAAAUGCAGUAGAUCAAAGAAAAAAGUAUGUGCAAGAAAUAUUGCUCACAAGCACAGGCUGAAAAGUGAAGGAUUAGCACAAAGCACUAUCGGCAAGAUUCUUAUUACAAAGAGGCUAAAAUUUACCAAUCUAUAACAUAAAAAUUACCAUCAAUUGAAAGUGUGCACAUUCAGUUUGAUAUUAUUGUACUUAUGUUGUUUCUUUUAAAAUAAUAAUUUCUUGUAUUACUAUUAGAAUCAGAUUAUGGUUUUGUUAAAUAAUACCAUUGUCACAAUUUACUCAUAUGUACUGUUUACACAUUUUCAGAUCUCUCCUCGUGCAAAGCCUCUCAUUCAGGCAGCAAGAGUUUUUAAAAAUGAUCAUCCUAUCAGGUCAGCAAGUGCUGUGCCAGAGGCUGGAGGAAUUUCUUUUCGUAAGAUUUAAAUGAAUGAUUCGUCCAUUUUAAGUCAUUAACUUUUUUUAUUUAACCCUGCACCUUGAUACUAGUGCUUAAAAGGAGUUUAAAGGACUGGGAUCCAUAGAGUUUGUUGGGCCCAAGGACAAAUUAAUCUAGUUUCUUUUAUUUUAAAGGGGGAUAUUGUCUCCCAGCGAUUUGGAACUCGAAGUGGAUUCUGCAACUGAUUACGUUUGGAUUCUAAGGACCAACUCUCAUUAACAUCUGAGUCUAAAUUUAAAGGAUAAUUAUGAACUUCAGGCAAUAACAUUGGCGAUCUCUCGAGUUUUUAACUAGUUUCUCUUUCCAGUCGUAUUUUCAUUUGUACUGUCUGCUGUCCUCUCUUAGCCGAAAUGUUCUUACCUUAAAGUUCUAUCUUUUGAUACAAGCUUCCAGAUACCUCCUUCUACUGUUUUCUCCUAAAUCUAAACCAGAAAUAAAGUCCCUGAAAAUAUUUUUUUUAUUUUAAAAAUAUUUAUAAGAAAUAUAUUAGUAGACACCAGCGUAAAGCUAAACACUGGCAAAGGAUUGUAAAAUUUAAAUGCUACUUCUUUUAAACCGCGUUUGUUAUUCUUUUAUUUUUUCUAUUUCCAGUUGUAUACAUUGUUUAGAGUGUGGUGAUCUGUGAGGAUAUUAUUUACUUCAUUCUUUUUAUUUUUAUUAUACUAACUUGCUUGAAGUCUUCAAUAAAAAAAAAAUAUGUCAAUUUUAAAGAUUAGUGUUGGACUUGAACAAUCUACACCUCUGUACUGUAAUAAAAACUUUUGCUGAUCUUGACUCGCAGCGGUGCAGUCUCAGUGUUCAGUGUAAACAAACCUACAAUGUUACAGCACUAACAAACAAUGUUAACACACUAACAUCCAUUUCGCAGUGGAAAAAUUUCCACUGAUGUUUGCCAUUCAGGACCAAUCUAUACAUUAUAAAUUGUGGAAAAUUAACUUAAAUUAAAUUAAAAAAGCAAUCAUAGUUUAUUAAAUACUAAUAAAAUUUUUUAAAAUGUUAAUUAAAUGUGCUCUUUGUUUGUUUUUUUUGUACACGUUUAUUGUACAUGGCUUUAGCGAGGCCAUGUACAAAAUUUAACCCUCUGAGAUUGAUAUGUCUGUUUUUUUAACAAAUGUUAUUUAUGCACACACACAAAAAUUAGCACCCGUAAGUGCAUCAGGAUGUCCAACUUAUAUAAUAUUGCAGAGCUAUCGCCAGAGCAGCUGGAGUUCAAAGCAACAGCUCGGAAAUUUGCCAGAGAGGAGAUUCUACCUAAAGCUGCGGAAUAUGACAGAACAGGGGAGGUAAUUUGAUAAAUUUACCUUGUUAUUAAAUAUUGAUCUCUGUUUAGUCAUCGCAACAAUUUUUUUAUAGACUUUCUGUCAGACAGGCGCACUCUGUGUUUAAGUCAGGGGUCCACACAUUUUUUUGUUAGUUGUAAAGAGCAGAAUUUUAGGUUCUUAAGGCAGACUUACUUAGGCUGGAGGGAGUCCUAAAUUAAGCCAGGUAAAUUAUGUACAUUUUUUAUUCUUCUUCCCACAAAUACUUCUAUCCCUUUAGAUUAGAAAUAUUUUUGUGGUGUAAGAGAGUGAGGUGUGUCUAUUUAUCAUGUCACAAGCAGAGGGGAGACAUUCUUAAAGACUGGUGGUGUUAAAAUAAUAUGAUUACUCUAGUGGAGCAACUUCGUGUAUAUUCGGGCAGUUUGUAGAUGAUACUCUGCAACACUUUCUAUCAAAGAAUGCCCUGGCACACAGAAUAUUGGAAGAACACAAACACUUCAUGUAUGACCUGGGUUCUUCUUUAUUAUGUGUAUCUGUCACACAGAUUCACCUGGUUACGGUUUCCCCCAUGUAACUACACAGCCUACCCAAAAACACAGGAGCCAUGUUUACAUGACGUCUCCUUAAUCAACUCUCUCUCUUCCACUCUCUCUGUCUCCCGCCUUGUAUCCACACACUUGUUUAUUAUUCUAUUCCGGUCAUCCAAAGAUCAUUCACAGUAAUAACAAUCAUGACACAACUCACAGAACCAAACUAACAGAACGUGCAAACUAAAAACAAUGAUUCUCACACAGAUGGUAAAAAUGUGUUUAAAAAUUUGAGAUGAAUUUUAAUUUAUUUAGUUGGGGUGCGGGGGGGGGGGGGGUGUUGUUUGUUGCUGUUGGUCUCCCAAACAUCUCCAACCUCGCGAUAUUUAUAUAAUAAUAAGGUCUAUGAGUUUAUCAGUAAAAAUACAUGAUAGCUGGCCGUGACUUUUUCAGUUGUAGGGUAAGAGGUAAGGGAUAAUUGUAACUGGCAAGUCAGUGUAUGCCAGGUUAGGACAGAUACAGAUAUUUAAGUGGAAGUUAUAUGAAGCAGAGACUUUUGAGAUAAGAGAGAGGCACAAGCCAUUAGAGCUGCAUACAGUGGUAAUUUUAAAGGAUUUUGAUUUAAAAAUUCAUUUCAUCUUGCAGUCAAUACAAAAAGGGGUUGAUUUCGGCCUAGGUUCUAUACUUUGCUGACCCCUGCUCUUAGGCAUUUGUGUGGGAUAUGUAGGACAUUUGUAUUAACGAUUUUCUAUCAUUUUUAUUUAGUCUUUCAACUUUUAAAUUAUAAUCUUAGUCAUUUGAUCCUGAUCAUUUAACCAAAUGGUAAAUGGAUUUAUAAACUUCCUUUGGUUAAAAAUAACUGCAACUCAUUGUUUAUUUCAGUAUCCUUGGGAUCUUAUAAAGAAAGCCUGGUCUCUUGGCUUGAUGAACUCUCAUAUCCCUACACAUUGUGGUAAGUUAAACCGUCUCAGAGAAAAGUCACAUGUUCCCAGUUUGCAGACAGUUACGUGAAUGAUUAACCAACAUCACAAGCUGUUAAUUACCAUAAAAUAUCAACUUUUGUGAAACAGAACUAAAUGGGGCAAAGUCUUAUCUUAUUUAUUGCACCAACAGUCGUGUCAGAAUGUACCGGACUAAAAAAAAAUUCAUUUUUCUUUGCCACUAUUUUUUGUUUACUCUAAUAGAGCUGUUAUCAAUUUGAAUUUUAAAAAUCCAACAGUAUACUGCCAGACUCUGGAUGAACAUUACCUUUAUGUGUCUCCAUUUUGUGAUUGUCCAAAUCAGGUGGUUUGAACUUGGGUCUGCUGGAAUGUGUGACAAUUACAGAAGAGUUGGCCUACGGUUGCACAGGUGUGCAGACAGCCAUGGAAGCAAACUCACUUGGGGUAAGUUAAAUUAAGUGGAUGUGUGUUAUCUAAUUUUAUUAUUUUAUGUAUUACUAUGCUAAUUAAAUAUCACCACACUCACAAUCGAUGGCGUUCUCUCACUGGUAAACUUCUAUUAAUGUAUAUGACUACUUUCCUUCUAUAAAUCAUAUAAGACGGGUGGUUCAGCCCACGUUUAAUAAAUAUUUAAUUAAUAAAUUAUUACUAAAAAUCUUACACAUGAAAUUAUAGUAUGUAGAUCUAUACUUACUGGUAUCUUAAAAAAAAACAUGAAAAUUUAAAAUAAAAAACCUAGCUAAUUAUGGGUGAACAAACUUCAGCACAAAUAGCGCACAAAUUACAGGUAAAAGAGAUAGGGUACCAUCAUGCUCUACAUUAUAUAGUUUAGGCUAAGCUAGGGGAUGCUUUCCCAGAUGGGUCCUUUGUUUGAUUUGGGUCAAGGUUACCAAGUUAUUUCCAUUGUUAAGGUCAGCCCUUAUUGUACCAUGUCAGGAAGGAUAGAGAUGGUGAGCCAGCGGAUCUCAAAAAGUGAGGACCAGCGGAUCUCAACAAUGUGUGUCAUAUGUUUAGUGGAUGUUAUUAUGCUGUCACUUUUGACAAGAUUUAUUAGGGAUAAUCCUGGUGGCUGAUUUUUAACAAACACAAUUUUUGUGGGUUCUCCUUAAUUAUAAAUAUGUUGAACUGGUUAAAUCUUGGCGUAAAGCAACGCAAAAAUGUCCCCACUGGUGAUGAUCUAAAAAUCUUUUUACGGAGCUAAACUAACCUGAGUCAUUUUCAUGUUAUUUCAUUAAAGCAAAUGCCUGUUAUAAUUGCGGGCAGUGAAGCUCAACAGAAGAAAUAUCUUGGACGCCUGACAGAGGAGCCUCUCAUGUGUGUAAGUUGAUGGUUUUCUUUUAAACAAAAAUGUAUAAGUGACGGUCUUGGAGGUCUCAAAUACCUUUAAAAUCUAAGACUUGCUGUUUCAAAUGAAUUGAAAUAAAAUAUGAGCGUGAACACUUGAGCAGCAGAAUUUUUUUUCAUCAUUGUGUACAUGCUUCCCGGUUGGAAAUCAAGUUUAUUGGAUACAGGCAAACAUAAAAUAAUCCAGCCAAUAUAGAGCUGUUUGGUUGUAUGUUUUUAGCUUUGGUUGUGAAUAAAAGAUAAAUGUAAAGAUGAAAGGAAAUAUGAUGCAAAAGUUAAGUGAAAACAUGAUUAAAUCCCACAAAUUAAAAAAAUGUAGAUGGAAUGAAAAUUAAAAACAGCCUACCCCAAAGCAGGUAGGAAUACACUGGUACUAAGACCAAGAAGUAACUGAGAAAUGAAAAAAUGAAACUAAGGAAAUAAAUGGUUAGGAAAUAGAGAAACAGACUUUUAAAGUUGGUUGUAUGUAAAAAUGGAGUGGAGAUUGCGUUAUCACUUGAAAGAAUGGAGUAUGUUCAUAACAUGUUUAAGCCUACAAAAAACUGUAUCAUUCUAUACUCCAAGCAGACCCUGACUGGCAUAUUUGGGCAGGAUAAAACAGUUUGUAAUCUAAAUAUUAGAAGCCCAUUUAUGGUCACUUUUAUUUAAAUGGGACUACACAAGGGGUUGUUUAGAGCAAAUGGCAAUCAUGGUAGAUUUUUCUUUUAAGACAGUGUUCCCCAGCCUUUCAUUGCCGGCCUGCACAACAUGAAUAUUUAUGGCUAAAUUAACAGAAAAUAUAAUUAAAUAAAGUAGGCACCUGUCCCUGGUGCAAUUUAGAAACUUGUCCCAUGGUCCUGUCCUCCAAACGUUAAGGAACCACUGGUUUAGGUGACCUUAAGACUGACCGAUGCAGGAGAAUAGAUCAGGUAAAAAAAUUUGUGCAUCAGAAAAGCAACAGAACUAAUUAACAAACCAUUAAACUUUUGGAACUGUAGCAUUGAUUUUCAUUAAGUACAAUGAAUUUACAUUUCAUAAUACCACUCAUUCAAUAGACUUAAGUGGUUUAAAAUUAAAGCCUCUGGUGGGGCAAAUUAGAACUAAAUGGGUGAAUGUUCUUACCAUUUCUUUGUUAAGGCGUACUGUGUGACAGAGCCAACAGCUGGCUCUGACGUGGCGAGCAUAAGGACAAGGGCGGAGAAAAAGGGAGACAGCUAUGUCAUCAACGGACAGAAGAUGUGGAUCACCAACGGAUCUGUGGCCAACUGGUAUUUUGUUCUUGCCAGGACAAGUCCUGACGCCGGCGCGUCUGCUGGAAAGGCCUUCACGGGGUUUAUAGUGGACGCCAACACACCUGGGAUCACAGUAGGAAGGAAGGUAUUAUGUGCUACAUACUUUUCUGCAUAAUAUCACAAAAAUGUCUGCAUAAGUUUUAAAAGGUCCUACAAUAAUAAAAAAAAAGUCAGUAAAAAAAGGUCAGAGUUAUCCAGAGAGAAUUCUAAAUAUCAUUCAUCAAAUGUUAAUUUAUUUUAGAUAAAAAGUAGUUGCAGACUUAAGUUAAUAAUGUUAAGUUUAAUGUGAAGGCUCAGAAAGUAGUUUUUGUCGUAUUUUAUUGAAAAUUAUUUUAUUCCAUGAAAUUUAAUAAAGUUUUAUCUAAACUUACUUAAGAUUAUGAUUUUUAUGGCAGUAAAGUGGAAAAACUGAUUAUUAAUAUUAUUUAUGUUUGAGAACGUUUUGUCUAAAGGCUUGCGUUAAAUUGAACCCAGUUUUUCUUAUUACCAGGAGAAAAAUAUGGGUCAGCGAUGCUCUGAUACAAGAGGAAUCACUUUUGAAGAUGUUGUCGUACCCAAAGAAGUCAGUGUCCAUAUUAUAAAAGAAAAAUCUAUAAGUAUAACAGAUACAAGUUUUUAAAAAUAAGUUAGUUGUCACCAAUACUUUAAAAGUCUUUACAAUUCUCAUAAAAUAAAUGUUUUUAACAUUUUGGUCUUGCAUAAAAUCUACCUGUCAGUAUUUAAAAAAAAAAUAAAUAUGUAUUAUUCACUUACAAUAAAUAAUCCAGUUAGCAAUCCAAUUUCUGCAAUAUUUUUUGUUGAUUUUAAACACAUUUUAUAGAGUACCUAAAUAAAUCCAUUUCCUAAUUUCUUCAGUUAAGAUAUGGUCACUUUCUUCUCUCAGAAUGUGUUGGGAUCAGAAGGAGUUGGCUUUAAAAUAGCCAUGGGAGCCUUUGACAAGACCAGGCCUCCUGUAAGAUUUUAGUCCAUUAAACAUUUCUGAACAUUGUUUAUAGGCCAUCAGGUGUAAAUACUUAAUUGAUGAAUAGUGCCGCAGUACGUCAAAUAUUUGUUGAGACAUUAAAAAGUAUUGGCAGCAGUGCACAAAAGCAAUGUUUGAUCCCCAGAAGAAGGUAAAAUCUCCAAAGGGAGGCAAGCUGUUGAUGAGUGUUUUAAGGGGAUUGCACUGCAGCAUAUUCUUUUUUGACAUGAAUCCUGCUGAAGGUUUUACUUACAACUUCCAAGAUAAAAUUUCUUAAAUUUUGUAAACAUCAAUGUUAAGAAAUGAGCACAAGCUUAAUAUUUUUGAUCUUCAUUAAUUUAUUUUUCAAAUAUUAAAAGUUCUCCUUUCCUCACCAGGUGGCAGCAGGUGCCGUAGGUCUGGCACAGAGAGCCUUAGACGAAGCUAAGCAAUACUCCAUGCAGCGUAAAACUAUGGGAAAGUUGAUUUGUGAGGUAUGUUAAACUCUUAGCCUGCUAUGAGCUGAGGUAAAGGCUUUGGAAAUUUUGUAAUCAUUCCUUUUCCAUGACCAUCAACAAAUAAUGAUAUUAAUAGUGUGUCAUAAAUAAUAUAUGAAAACAGUUUUUAUUUACAUCAAUGUAAGCAUUAGUUGAACUUUAAAGAUUUAACAACUUUUAAAUUUCUUUGACAUAAAGCUAACAAGGGAAAAUCAUUUUUUACCUCUUCCUAAGGCGUUCUUUCAUUUUGAAAUAUAUUUAAUCAAAUAGCAUCAGGCAGUGGCCUUCAUGCUGGCUGACAUGGCCAUCGGUGUUGAGGCCGCAAGGCUUUUGACUCAGCGGUCAGCCUGGGAGAUCGACCAGGGCAGGCGAAACACUUACUAUGCGUCCAUUGCUAAGGCUUUUGCUGCCGAUGUGGCCAACAAGGCUGCCGCAGAUGCAGUCCAGGUGAGUUUGACAGAAUAACCAAUAGGUCUUGUGAGGGAGGUGAUGGAAGGAGCACCAGGUGAAUUGGGAGGUGCUAAUAUAUUGAUUUAAAUUUUACUUAAAGACAUGAGAUGCUUAGAAUAAAACUCUUGACCAUUUCUUCUACGUUCCUAGAUAUUUGGAGGCAAUGGCUUUAAUACAGACUACCCCGUUGAAAAACUGAUGAGAGAUGCCAAAAUUUACAUGGUGAGUUGUUCUUGUCAUAGACAUAGGAAUUAGCUACAUUUGGUGAUACUUAAAAAAAAUUUAGUAUAAAAUUUAAAAAAAAAUUAUAGUAUAUUUUUUUUAUUUUUAAAGUAUAACAGUAACAGGAUAAGACACACAUUGUAUUUUUAAAUUAUUUUCUUUUCAUUUUGUAGCGGUGUCAGGGCUUUCCUUUUUCAAACCAUAAGUUUGCAUGAUAAUUUCUCGUCCGUUCCAGAUCUAUGAAGGUACAUCACAGAUCCAGCGUAUCAUUAUUUCUCGAGAGCUACUCACACAAAACACGAAUUCUUCAUAGGAUGAUGCCUGGCUUUGACCCCCCAAAAUAGACGUGUACUUGACAAAGAGUUGUGUGCCCAGAUUUAUGAUGAAAAAUUAUAUGCUGGCUCAGAGCACACAAAAAUUUCAUUGAUUGUGAUGAAUUUCUAAUUUAUAAAAUUUGUUUGUUUAAAAUUUUAAGGUAAGAAACAACAUAGCUUUCAGAUUACUUAACAGAAAAUGAUAAAUCUCAACACUGUUGAUUGAUCAUUAAUUAUGUUAUGAUUAUAAAUGGGCUACAAAACAAUUUGACCUGUGACUCCUACUUCAGUGAGUCCAGAUCUAUCAUUUCAUGUCACUAAUGACAUUCAUUAUGAAUGUGAUAACUCUGUUUAAUCACACAAAAGAUAACUCUGUUUAAUCACACAAAAGAUAACUCUGUUUAAUCACACGAAAGAUAACUCUGUUUAAUCACACAAAAGAUAACUCUGUUUAAUUACACAAAAGAUAACUCUGUUUAAUCACACAAAAGAUAACUCUGUUUAAUCACACAAAAGAUAACUCUGUUUAAUCACACAAAAUGUUCAAUUUUAAAAAUCGAAUCAUUUUUCUUUCUAAAAUGCAAGAACUUGCUCAAUGUCAUGUAAGAAUUUUUAAACUAUUGAUCAUUACUUAAUACAUGUCACUGAUCACUUACUUACUUACGCCUUUUUACCCCAUGUGGGGCAUAGGAUGAAUACAAGAUUUUUUCCAUUCUUCACAGUCCUCUGCUUUCCUUUUCAGUUGCUUCCAGGUGUAUCCCACACUUUGCGUGUCUGCCUCCAGCUCACAUCUCUGUGUAUUCUUUGGCCCUCCUCUCUUUCUUUUUCCCUGUGGAUUCCAUGUUAGAGAUUGUCGGGUGAUUCUAUCUGGUUACGUUAGUUUUGAACAAAUGAUUUUUUGAAGUUCAGACAUUUUUUUUUUCUAAUGCAGUGGUUUUAAAAUAUUUUGUCUGGCACACCAAUACAAAUUUAUCCAAAACAUUGAAAGGCCUAACAAGAAGUGCAUAAAAAAAGUCUCUAAGCAUAUUCUUCUUUUUUGUUAGAUUGGUUUGUAUGGAUUAUAUAUAUCAUAUGUGGAUUAUAUAAAAUCUUACCUCAAAUGACCCAAACUUGAACUGAUAAAAUGGCAGAAAAUUUUUUUCCCCCACUGAUUUAUAUCCUCUUAUAUCAAGAUCUUGCUAAACACCUGUAUACCAUAUCAACACACUGAUGAAAAACCACUGGUCCAAUGUAAUGUCAAACAUCAUGUAUAAAAUUGAGACUUUCAUUGAAACAAAAAUAUAAAUAUUAAUUCCCAUAAAUUUUCAUUAAAGGAUGUGUAAAGUAAAAGUUAACAUAAACCAAUUUAAUUUGUAAUAAAACUUACCAAAAUGUGCCUUUAAUAAUAUUUGUUUGGUUCACAUCGCACACAAUAAAACGUAUGGUAAUUUAUAAGCAAGUGGAGACAACUGCCUUUCAAUGUACAAUCCAGCCUGUGCCAUUUAUACGGUUGUCUUUCUUUGUGGACGCCACAACUUCUUCCUCUACCAGAUUUUUUUGUGGUAAUUAUUGAAGCUGUGAUUACUGUGAAUAUUUUAUAAAUUGUUGUGUUGGACCAGACAAGUGGCCAAAUAAUUUGAAAUAAACUGUUUAACAAGCCCA
Molecule: messenger RNA, 11627 nt
Organism: Lymnaea stagnalis (great pond snail)
Lineage: Eukaryota; Metazoa; Mollusca; Gastropoda; Lymnaeidae
Source: the annotation of a GenBank genome assembly